CGCGUCUUGGCGCCCUCCAGCGCCGCUGCCUGGCCUGCCUUCCUCGGCGGCGCCGCCUGCCCUCCUUCUCUCGCCUCGCCUCGCCCGCUGCAGGGGCAGGACAAGAGGCGGGAUGCGGUGGCCGCGCCCGCGUUCUCCCCUGGCCGUGGCUGCCUUCCUCCUUCCUGCCAGUCGCGCUGCAGCCGCCGCCAUGGCCCAGCUCCGCGCCUCCUCCUCUUCCAUGGCCUUCGACUACCUGGUGCUCGGAGGCGGCUCGGGCGGCCUGGCCAGCGCUCGGCGGGCGGCGGAGCUCGGCGCUCGGGUGGCCGUGGUGGAGAGAGGGCGGCUGGGCGGCACCUGCGUGAAUGUUGGAUGUGUUCCUAAAAAGGUGAUGUGGAACACUGCUGUCCACUCUGAAUUCAUCCAUGAUCAUUCAGAUUAUGGUUUUGAAGUAUCUGAUGUGAAGUUUAACUGGCGAGUAAUUAAGGAAAAGCGUGAUGCUUAUGUGAAACGACUGAAUGAUAUCUAUCAAAAUAAUUUGAACAAGUCUUAUGUAGAAACUAUCCGUGGUGAUGCUUCGUUCACACCUGAUGGCAAUUGCACGAUUGAAGUGGAUGGUAAAAAAUACACAGCACCCCAUAUCCUGAUUGCAACUGGUGGGCAGCCUUCAGUCCCCAGUGAAAGUGAGGUACCGGGGGCCAGUUUGGGAAUUACUAGUGAUGGUUUUUUUGACCUUGAAGAGCUGCCCAAGCGCAGUCUUGUGGUCGGUGCCGGAUACAUAGCUGUGGAGAUAGCUGGCAUUCUUUCAGCCCUGGGUUCCAAGACGUCCUUACUGAUACGUUAUGGUGAGGUGCUGAGAAACUUUGAUUCAUUGAUCAGCUCAAACUGUACUCAGGAGCUGGAAAAUGGUGGUGUAGAAGUCUGGAAACAUUCCCAGGUCAAGUCGGUCACAAAGUCACCUUCAGGACUGCUGUCGGUAAAUGUAACAUCCUCUCCUCCAAGUCAGAAACCUACCUUUAAAACUAUUGAGGAUGUUGAUUGUCUGUUAUGGGCCAUUGGUAGAAAGCCAAACACAGAGGGGCUAAAUCUUGACCAGCAGAAUAUUAAGGUAGAUUCUAUGGGUCAUAUUAUUGUUGAUGAGCUCCAAAAUACCAGCAGAAAGGGGAUCUACGCUGUUGGAGAUGUAUGUGGGAAAGCUCUUCUUACACCAGUUGCAAUAGCUGCUGGAAGGAAACUGGCACACAGGAUUUUUGACAGGAAAGAAGAUUCUAAACUUGACUACACCAACAUUCCUACUGUGGUCUUCAGUCACCCACCUAUUGGAACAGUGGGACUAACAGAAGCGGAAGCUAGAACUACAUAUGGAAGUGAGAAUGUGAAAACCUAUACAACUUCUUUUUUCCCAAUGUAUCAUGCUGUAACUAAAAGGAAAACAAAGUGUGUAAUGAAACUGGUGUGUGCAACUAAACAGGAGAAGGUGGUAGGCCUUCAUAUGCAAGGAUUGGGAUGUGAUGAAAUGCUUCAAGGCUUUGCUGUGGCUGUCAAAAUGGGAGCAACAAAAGCAGAUUUUGACCAGACAGUGGCCAUCCACCCAACAUCUUCUGAAGAACUUGUUACACUUCGUUGAUUUUUUUUAUAAGGUGCCUAGAUGUAAUCUUCACAGAAUCAUGUUCUCCCCUCUAAUUCAAUACAAGAUUAAUUUGUCUUUUCUUACUGCAACUGAACUGUAAAUGAAAUCUGCAGCACUGGGAUAAUAAUACUCAAAGAAUAAAGUUGCCUUAAAUCAUCUUAACAUUGUGGGAUGGAAUUGUCAUUCAAUUCUUACAGAAGCUUUUAAAGUGAUUAUUUUGGAGUAAACCAAGUUGUGGUGGCAGAGUAAAUAUUAGGAGAAAUUACAACUUGCAGAAGAACUAAGUUUAUAAAAGGUACCAACUAUAAGGAAAAAUAGGCAGCGUGUUCACCCACAUUUUGUUAAGGUAAUCUGGAAUAUGAAUUUGAGCUAAUAUAAUUUUACAUAAACAGAACAAAUUAACAUUUUACUUCAUUAUGAGGGAUAUAACCACCGUCUUAUGCAGCAUAUCAAAAUGUGAGUUCUAAAUAUUUAGUUGCAGAUACUAACUAGCAUGAAGUAAUGAUAUAAACUAGAAAACUAUUAGCUAUUACCUUUAUACUACUAUGGAAUGAAGAGUGAGUGCAAACAGUCUCAUACUAUGUUUGUGGCCCUGGCCCUACGUGUUUAGCUGUCAGAUAUUUAAUGCCAAGAAGCAGUAUUCCAACAAAUGAUAAAUCCCCUAUAAUGAAUGAGAAAGAGAAAUUAUUUCAUUUCAGUGUACCUAUCUGAUUGGAGUAAUGAUCUGCAAGUUUAUUUGCUGAAAUACAUCAAAUAAGAUGCAAGCACUUUGACAAAUAUACAGAAAAAAGGUAGGAUCAACACAGAACAGUAAUCUAGCUUAAAUGGAGGGAAAGCUUAUGACAACAUACUCCCAAGAGGAACUUUCUUCUGCAGUUAAGUUACUUAUGUCAAUAAAAUAGAGGGCGAUAGGCGUAAGAAGGAAGUUAGUUUGUGCAUUUUUCUUAAACUUCAAAAUGUUAAUACAUGCCAGUUAAACACUACAACUAAAAUUUACAAGUAAGCAUGACAGGGAGAUGAGUUUGUUAGUUACCUUUCCUCUUUGAAUAGUCCAGAAGAAAACAAUUACUAUAGUUACAGCAGGCAAACUGGCUGUUGGACUGGCUGAUAAAGGAUUGAUUAGUGCGUUGAAGUCCAUCUGAAGUUGUGCUCAAAAGCUCAUCAUCCUCAUUAUGGCACAGUUUGGUCCAUGAAGAGGCUUUACGCUGAGACAGACCUCAACUUAUCACAAAUUG
Messenger RNA from Zootoca vivipara (common lizard), 2844 nucleotides. It is a transcript of the gene GSR, whose product is annotated as glutathione-disulfide reductase. Gene Ontology annotation, cellular component: cytosol; mitochondrion. Lineage: Eukaryota; Metazoa; Chordata; Lepidosauria; Squamata; Lacertidae. The record is from RefSeq and is a predicted model, not a curated record. Gene Ontology annotation, biological process: cell redox homeostasis; glutathione metabolic process; cellular response to oxidative stress. Gene Ontology annotation, molecular function: flavin adenine dinucleotide binding; NADP binding; glutathione-disulfide reductase (NADPH) activity.